AACCAAGAGUGGAGUGACACCGCAUUUUCCCAUCAUUCAGCGGGGCGUCAUGGCGGACACUAGAGAAAAAGCGCUGCAGGACUACAGGAAGAAAUUGCUGGAACACAAAGAAGUUGAUGGGCGACUAAAAGAAUUGAGAGAGCAGCUGCGAGAACAGACCAAACAGUACGAGAAAUCGGAGAAUGAUCUCAAGGCUCUCCAAAGCGUCGGUCAGAUUGUUGGAGAAGUGCUCAAACAACUCACUGAGGAGAAAUUCAUUGUAAAGGCUACCAAUGGACCCCGAUAUGUGGUUGGAUGUCGCAGGCAGUUGGACAAAUCCCAGCUGAAGCCGGGGACCAGAGUGGCUCUGGACAUGACUACGCUUACUAUCAUGAGGUACCUGCCCAGGGAGGUGGACCCUCUGGUGUACAACAUGUCCCAUGAGGACCCUGGCAGCGUCUCCUAUUCUGAGAUCGGAGGCUUGUCUGAACAGAUCCGUGAGCUGAGAGAGGUUAUUGAGCUCCCACUGACCAACCCAGAGCUUUUCCAGAGAGUUGGCAUCAUUCCUCCUAAAGGCUGUCUGCUGUAUGGGCCCCCAGGCACUGGAAAAACUCUUCUUGCUAGAGCUGUGGCCAGUCAACUGGACUGCAAUUUCCUGAAGGUGGUGUCCAGCUCCAUUGUGGACAAGUACAUUGGUGAGAGUGCCAGGCUGAUCAGAGAAAUGUUCAACUAUGCCAGGGACCACCAGCCAUGCAUCAUCUUCAUGGAUGAGAUUGAUGCCAUUGGUGGCCGACGUUUCUCAGAGGGAACCUCAGCUGACAGAGAGAUUCAGAGGACUUUGAUGGAGCUGUUGAAUCAGAUGGACGGCUUCGACACAUUGCACAGAGUCAAGAUGAUCAUGGCCACCAACAGACCUGACACUCUCGACCCUGCCCUGCUGCGGCCUGGCAGACUGGACCGCAAAAUUCACAUUGAACUGCCCAAUGAGCAGGCUCGUCUUGACAUCCUUAAGAUUCACUCCAGUCCUAUCACCAAGCACGGAGAAAUAGAUUUUGAAGCCAUUGUGAAGCUGUCAGAUGGUUUCAAUGGAGCUGACCUGAGAAACGUGUGCACAGAAGCAGGGUUAUUUGCCAUCCGCUCAGAUCGUGAGUACGUAACUCAGGAGGACUUUAUGAAGGCCGUCAGGAAGGUGGCGGACUCAAAGAAGCUUGAGUCUAAGCUGGACUACAAACCUGUAUAACUUGUCUGUCCUUUUCUUUAUUUUUUAUUCCUCUGUCAUGGAUUUGCUGUGUUAAAGUUUGUUUGUUGGGAAGCGGUAUUAAAAGAAAAAGGAAAAAAAAUCCCUCCACCUUCAAGAUUGCCAAAAGUGACUUUCAUAGUGAUGUUACCUGCUGUUUCCACUUAUUAGUCGAACCCGCCUCAGUGUUUACACCACAUGAAAGAGGCUCUGUCUUAUAAUCCACACUUGUAUAAAACGGCUUUCUGUCCACAAAUACAACUGUUGCCGAAGCUGUGUUUUAUUUC
This is a messenger RNA of Neolamprologus brichardi, 1503 nucleotides long. RefSeq names its product proteasome 26S subunit, ATPase 6 (gene psmc6). The record is from RefSeq and is a predicted model, not a curated record. Gene Ontology annotation, molecular function: ATP hydrolysis activity; ATP binding. NCBI's taxonomy places the organism in Eukaryota, Metazoa, Chordata, Actinopteri, Cichliformes, Cichlidae.